AUGGCCUUCAUGAGAGCCUCCGCGGCCCUGCGCCCCGUCAUGCGCACGGCGGCCAGGGCACCCCUCUCCCGCCGCACCCUCUGCGUCUCCGCCCCGCGCAUGGCCGCCUCCCUCUUCGCAGGCGAGCCCUCCGCCCCGGCUGUCAAGACCGAGAUCCCGGGCCCUCAGUCCAAGAAGCAAAUCGCGGACCUGCACGAGGUCUUUGACACCCGCAGCUUGAACAUGCUCACGGAUUACAAGAAGAGCAAGGGCAACUACAUUGUCGACGCCGACGGCAACGUCCUGCUGGAUGUCUACGCCCAAAUUGCCUCCAUUCCCCUUGGCUACAACAACCCCGCCCUCGCCAAGGUAGCUGAGACCCCCGAAAUGAUAAACGCAAUCAUCAACCGUCCCGCCCUCGGCAACUUCCCCCCGGAGGACUGGGCCGAAGUUCUCCGCACCGGCAUCCUCAAGGUCGCCCCCAAGGGCCUCGACCAGGUCUUCACCGCCAUGGCCGGCUCUGACGCGAACGAGACCGCCUACAAGGCCGCCUUCAUGUGGCGCCGCCAGCAGGAGCGCGGCGGCUACGACGUCGACUUCACCCCCGAGGAGACCGCCUCCGCCAUGAACAACCAGGCCCCAGGCGCCUCGCAGCUCUCCAUCCUCUCCUUCAAGACGGGCUUCCACGGCCGCCUCUUCGGCUCCCUCUCCACCACCCGCUCCAAGCCCAUCCACAAGCUCGACAUCCCCGCCUUCGACUGGCCCCAGGCCACCUUCCCCCAGCUCAAGUACCCGCUCGAGGAGCACGCCGAGGAGAACGCCGCCGCCGAGCAGGCCGCCCUCGACGAGGUCGAGCACCUCAUCAAGACCUACCACGUGCCUCCCGCCGCCGUCAUCGUCGAGCCCAUCCAGUCCGAGGGCGGCGACAACCACGCCUCCCCGGCCUUCUUCCGCGGCCUGCGCGAGGUCACCAAGAAGCACAACGUCCUCCUCAUCGUCGACGAGGUCCAGACCGGCGUCGGCGCCACCGGCAAGUUCUGGGCGCACGAGCACUGGGACCUCCCCACCCCGCCGGACAUGGUCACCUUCUCCAAGAAGGCCCAGACCGCCGGCUACUACUUUGGCAACCCCGAGCUGCGCCCUAACAAGCCCUACCGCCAGUUCAACACCUGGAUGGGCGACCCGGCCCGCGCCAUCCUCUUCCGCGAGAUCGUCAACGAGGUCGAGCGCCUCGGCCUCGUCGAGCACACGGCCCGCGUCGGCGACUACCUCUUCGGCAAGCUCGAGGCCCUCGGCAAGAAGUACCCCGGCCAGUUCGCCAACCUGCGCGGCAAGGGACAGGGCACCUUCAUCGCCUUCGACAACCCGCGCCGCGACGAGUUCCUGAAGAAGGCCAAGGGUCUGGGCAUCAACAUUGGCGGUUCAGGAGAGAGCGCUGUCCGCCUGAGGCCGAUGCUCAUCUUCCAGGAGCACCACGCUGAUAUCCUCAUCGAGGCUCUGGAGAAGAUUGUCAAGUCUUGGUAA
Messenger RNA from Colletotrichum gloeosporioides, 1503 nucleotides. RefSeq names its product 4-aminobutyrate aminotransferase. Gene Ontology annotation, molecular function: pyridoxal phosphate binding. The transcript is spliced from 2 exons. The coding region runs from base 1 to 1503 and encodes 500 amino acids. Gene Ontology annotation, biological process: GABA catabolic process. Lineage: Eukaryota; Fungi; Ascomycota; Sordariomycetes; Glomerellales; Glomerellaceae. The record is from RefSeq and is a predicted model, not a curated record. Gene Ontology annotation, cellular component: mitochondrion.